CGAUAACAAACACUCACCACAUUCUCUCUCACUUUUCUUCUAGGCUCACAAACAAGAACAAAGAGAAAAUCUUUAGACGCUUCAGAGAUCAAAAGAUGAACAUAGCUCACACCAUCUUCGGCGUCUUCGGAAACGCAACUGCUCUGUUUCUCUUCUUGGCUCCUGCGAUAACGUUCAAGAGAAUCAUCAAGAACAAAUCAACUGAACAGUUCUCUGGCAUCCCUUACCCUAUGACUCUCCUCAACUGUCUCCUCUCCGCCUGGUACGGACUUCCCUUUGUGUCAAAGGACAACACGCUCGUGAGCACAAUCAACGGAACAGGAGCAGCGAUAGAGACAAUCUACGUCUUGAUCUUCCUUUUCUACGCACCGAGGAAAGAGAAAGCCAAGAUCUUUGCUAUCUUCGCCGCCGUCUUGGCCGUGUUCGCAACGGUGGCUCUUGUCUCUCUCUUUGCCCUCCAUGGUAACGGUAGAAAACUCUUCUGCGGUAUCGCAGCCACCGUGUUCUCCAUCAUCAUGUACGCUUCUCCACUCUCAAUCAUGAGAUUGGUGAUAAAGACGAAGAGUGUAGAGUUCAUGCCAUUCUUUUUGUCUCUCUUUGUCUUCCUCUGUGGUACUUCUUGGUUCAUCUAUGGUCUCAUCGGUCGUGACCCUUUUGUUGCAAUCCCAAAUGGGUUUGGAUGUGCUUUGGGGACAGUGCAGUUGAUUCUCUACUUCAUCUACUGUGGAAACAAAGGCGAGAAAUCAACAGAUGAUGCUGAGAAGGAUGAGAAGAAGACGGUGGAGAUGAAAGAUGAGGAGAAGAAGAAACAAAAUGUGGUUAAUGGAAAGCAGCAAGAGCAGCAAGUUUAGAUCUUUGAAUGAUUGUUUAGCUCUUCUUCACUAGAGUAAUGCUUUUGUGUGUUUAGAUGUGAUGUAAAAAAAAAAAAACUAUGCUGAAAAAUGUAAGAUUCCUACUGAUAAGUGAUUAACGAGUGAUUGAAUAAAGAU
Messenger RNA from Brassica oleracea var. oleracea, 989 nucleotides. Its product is annotated as bidirectional sugar transporter SWEET1-like. Gene Ontology annotation, cellular component: membrane. Gene Ontology annotation, biological process: carbohydrate transport. Gene Ontology annotation, molecular function: sugar transmembrane transporter activity. Bases 96 to 851 code for a protein of 251 amino acids. NCBI's taxonomy places the organism in Eukaryota, Viridiplantae, Streptophyta, Magnoliopsida, Brassicales, Brassicaceae. The record is from RefSeq and is a predicted model, not a curated record. The transcript is spliced from 6 exons.